Molecule: messenger RNA, 1696 nt
Organism: Phoenix dactylifera (date palm)
Lineage: Eukaryota; Viridiplantae; Streptophyta; Magnoliopsida; Arecales; Arecaceae
Product: Protein phosphatase 2C family protein
Biological process (GO): protein dephosphorylation
Molecular function (GO): cation binding; protein serine/threonine phosphatase activity
Source: RefSeq, a predicted model, not a curated record
CCCCUCUCUCUCUCUUUCUCUUUCUUCUCUCCCAGGAACCCCACCACCAUCUAUUCCCUCUCUCGACGCCAAGAAAUCGAAGCCUUCUCUUCCUCUAUCUCUCUCUAGGGUUAGGGUUUCCUCCUUCCUCCUCUCUGCGUCUCUAGGGCUAGGGUUCGGGUUGGGGCUCGGUCUCCGGCGAGAGAUGUGGGAUGCUGGGACCGCUGAUAAGGCUGCUGUCCGCGUGCUGGAGGCCUCGCGGCGGCGGCGGUGACGGCGGCGGCGGGAGGGAGGAGCUGUUAUGGUACCGGGACUUGGGGCGGUGCGCCGGGGGGGAGUUCUCCAUGGCCGUCGUGCAGGCCAACCAGGUGCUGGAGGACCAGAGCCAGAUCGAGUCCGGGCCCUUCGGUACCUUCGUCGGGGUGUAUGACGGCCACGGCGGCCCCGACGCGGCUCUCUACGUCUGCGAUCACCUCUUCCGCCACUUCCGAGAGAUUUCAUCCGGACCACAGGGUGUGACAUCUGAUGGCAUUCGAAGAGCCUUUCUAGCUACAGAGGAAGGGUUUAUGGCACUUGUUUCCCAGCUGUGGAACUCUCGGCCGGAUAUGGCAACCACGGGGUCAUGCUGUCUUGUUGGUGUCAUUAGCCAAAGGACUCUCUAUGUGGCCAAUUCAGGUGAUUCCCGUGCAGUUCUUGGGAAGAAGGUCGGUAACACAGGUGAAAUUGCUGCAAUACAGCUGUCCACUGAACACAAUGCUAAUAUGGAGGAUGUGAGGCAGGAACUCAAAGCUCAACACCCAGAUGAUCAACAGAUUGUUGUCUUUAAACAUGGAGUUUGGAGAAUCAAAGGCAUAAUUCAGGUUUCUAGAUCUAUAGGUGAUGCAUAUAUGAAACACGCCCAGUAUAACAGGGAACCAAUCAAUGCAAAGUUCAGAAUUUCUGAACCCAUGAACAUGCCUAUCUUGAGUGCGAAUCCAUCUAUUAUCUCUCAUCAUCUUCAACCAAGUGAUUCCUUCGUCAUAUUUGCUUCAGAUGGUCUAUGGGAACACCUAAGUAAUCAGCAAGCUGUUGAUAUUGUUCACAGUCAUCCUCAUGCUGGAAGUGCCAAAAGACUCAUCAAAGCUGCUCUUCAUGAAGCAGCGAGAAAAAGAGAGAUGCGAUACUCGGAUCUUAAGAGGAUUGACAAGAAGGUUCGUCGGCACUUCCAUGAUGACAUAACAGUUGUCGUCAUAUUUCUGAAUCAUGAUCUCAUGACUAAGGGUCAUGCAUACGGGCCUCUGUUAUCAGUUAGAGGUGCUUCGGAAGAUUGAUAACGCAUGAAGAACCUGUUAUUCUAGAAUCUGGAUGAUAAUACCCUCCCAGAGAUCCACAAGAUCAAUUCUGAAAAUUAUUGUUUCAGUCAGGACUGAUUGCUGAAGAGAUUUCAAAUUUUCGCAAGGUUCAGUGCUGUGGAGGUACAUGGAGCAUAGUUCUGGUGUAGCACUCUGUAGAGUUAAAUCACAGUUUUCAUAAAUUAUGACAUUUUCUAAUAAGAGAACAACAUUUUUCCUGACAUCAUUUUAUGUUUCAUUGACUCAAAAUGGUACAUUUCGGGGGAAAAUGAACUUAUUCUUGUUUACCAGGAGCCAGAAUACGAUAUCUGUGGGGUAAAUUUUGGCAUGUAAUCUGCACAUUUCUCUAAUGUUUAAAUGUAGUCAUUUUAUAUUCUACUCAGAAA